AUGGCGGCAAUAUGUCUUACGCAAUGUUGUUGUUUCCAGGCCUAUUAUCGGCAAGGAGUGGCCCUGCAGUGCCUGGGACGACAUGCAGAUGCCCUCGGAGCUUUCGCUUCUGCGCUUGCGCAGGAUGAUAAGAGUCCUCAACUGCUGAACUCCUUGACUGAGGCCGCGAUGAAGUCUCCCCUUAGAGGUAAAUAUUUUAGUAAUAUGCAAUUUUUUAUGGUUAGUCUUUUCGUUGGAUUAACAGUUAAAACGGAUGUCGUAAUUUUAUCAAGUGUUCUUUUCAGAUUUGUGUUGUACAUCAUUUCAUAGAAACAAGUUGUGCAAUUUUUAUUUUAUUCUAUAACUGUUAACCAAACCUGACACAAUAAUCGGACAAUGCCCAGCUGUUCUGACUGUUUAAGAUUCCAAUUUGUGACCUUUUAACUGAGAACAGUCUUCGAGCAGUGGGGUUUUCUGCAUUUUAGUUUGCGGUCAAAAUAAGGCUAUAAAAAUGGUCAGGUCGUUGAAGCGGAACUUAGAUGGUAUUAAUAAAAUUCUGCUUAGAGCAGGUUUAUGGUAGACCAAUCCUUACGCCUAAAUAUUCACUGAAUGCUGUCAACAGUUGCAAUACGGCUUGCUUCCCAGAUCAGUAAAACAUUUACCCAAUUAGAACACAUCUGAAGUUCCACUGGUCCCUUAAAAAUCGACACUCCUAUCUAAGUUACUUAUAUAGCGGGACUGCACGCAUAAACAGCUCAAGUGGUUGAUAUUAGCUAAAGACAUUCAUUCUUUCAUCGCAAUUUGAACAUUACAGAAUAUUACACACUUGAACUAUGACACGGGCUGAGCCGCAAAAAAGGUUUAAAGAUUCAAGCAGAUAUAAAUAACUUAACCUUGUCCUCUUGAAUAUCGAGCGCAUAGCGUAAGUGCGUUUGAUUUUGCCGCCAAGUCAAGAGUUCUCUAACAUCUGCUUUUACGAUAAAACAUUUCAAUGCGAGUUACCUGUCAUGGAUGCUUCUCUUUUGAUCGAUUCAAGUUUCAAAUUGUGUGAGAGUCUGUUCAGAACUCUAGUAGGCUGUCACUCUCUGAACUUCGAGGUUGGCCUGCCCACUCGACUGACUAGAAAGGGACUGCUAGUACAGUGCUUCUUUGGUCUUGGGUCUACUAAAUGUUGAGUGUGUGCAUAGGAAAAGCAACCCGACAAACUGGUCUUUGAACAGUAUAUUAUGAUUAAAGCACAGAAGUCAGAAGAAAGAUAUGCUCCAGUUCUUGCGGGUAUUAAGAGCCUGUGACUUGAUGGUGGAGUGGUAACGUCAAGUUCAGAUUACGUUGUUAUCAGUUUACUUACUCGAAUAAAACCUCAUUACAGCAUUUUGCUGUAAACAGUUCAUUCUGAUUUAAUUAUUAAGAACACGGAUUUGGGACUUUUUGUGGUUCUUGCGGGCAGAGAGGUUAUCACAAAUUUCAGUUCGAGUGGCCACGGUACAAGCCUAUUGGUUCUUAUAACUGUUUCUGCGGCGUUUUUGUUGAGAGAAAAAAUUAUAAGCUAAUUACUGUUAUUUUUACUGAUUUUUUUUCAGCUACUUUAGAGCCAAUCUACAACCAGCUAAACAAAAUGAAACUUGACAAGAGCCCAUUUGUGAUGAUAUCAGUUAUAGGACAGGAGCUGUUAUCGGUGGGUCACUUAACAGCGGCAGUAGAUUGCCUUGAAGCGGCUUUGAAAGUCGGCACAUGCGGACUACGUCUCCGGGGUUCUGUUAUAUCGGCUUUGAGUACAGCUUACUGGAAAAUUGGAAAUGUAAAGAAGGCCAUGGAAUACAUGAAGCAAGAUCUAGAAACUGCUCAGUCACUGAACGAUAAAGCGGGCGAGUGUCGCGCGCUCGGUAACCUGGGAGGCGCCUAUUAUUCUCAGCGCAUGUACAAGGAGGCACUUGAGCAUCAGAAAAGUCAACUGGCGAUUGCUAUGAAAGCGAAAGACCGAAAGACCUCGGCCACGGCACUGAGCUCUUUGGGUCAUACUUAUGUGUCAAUAUCUGAUUAUUCCAACGCCCUUGCGAGCCAUAAACAGUCAUGUCACAUUUAUAAGGAGUUGAAAGACAAGCAAGCGGAAGCUAGAGAACUCGGAAACAUUGGCGCUGUCCAUGUACUGCUCUCGGAUUAUGACAACGCCAUCAAAUGCCAUCAAGAACAUUUGAAAAUUGCUGUUGAGUUAGGAGACAAGACCGAGGAAGGCCGGGCGUAUAGUAACUUAGGAAGUGCGUUCCAUUACAAAAGAGACUUCGAUAAAGCGAUCCAGUUCCAUCGGCAAGUACUGGAUGUUGCGAAAAAGACCAAAGAUUCUUUUAUGGAGGCGCGUGCAUACGCAGGUCUUGGGCAUGCGCUGAGAUGUAAGGGUGACAUAGAGCAGGCAAAGACCUUUCAUGAGUACCAACUGGCUUUAUCAAUUAAACUUGGGGAUCGCGCCACCGAGGGGCGAGCAUUAUCGAAUCUAGGAAUUAUUUUUCAGCAGAAGGGGCUUUACGGGCAAGCCUUGAAACUGCAUAAAAGACACCUGGCCAUUUGUAAAGAGUUACAAGAUCGAGCGGGCCAGGGCCGAGCUUAUGGCAAUAUGGGCUGUGCGUACAGCGCCUGCGCGCGGUAUGAUCAAGCGAUUAAAUUUCACAAACAAGAACUAGUGAUUUCCAAAGAGGUAAAUGAUCGACCUUCGGAGGCGUGCACACAAGGGAAUCUGGCAGUUGCUUAUCAGGCCAUUGGAAGCCUUGAUAAAUCACUAAAACAUUACCAGCAGCAUUUAGUCAUCUCACAAGAACUGGGCGAUCAAUCAACCGAGGCCAUCGCGCUGAGUAACCUGGGAAACUUUUACAGCUCUUGCGGGAAUUUUUCCAAGGCCAUUUCUUAUUACGAGAACUAUUUAUCUAUCUGCCGACAUUUGCGGGAUCGAGCGGGAGAAUGCAAAGCCUGCCACAAUCUUGGGUUUGCUCAUUACUCGCUCGGGAACCAUCUGGACGCUGUACCGUAUUACGAGCGGAAUGUUGCCAUUGCAAAAGAUCUGGAGGAUAAACCGAGUUUAGGUCGGGCUUAUUGUAAUCUCGGACUUGUUUACAGCGCUCUAGGCAAACAGGAUAAAGCAUUGGAAUGCCAGAAAGAGUUCUUAACUGUCUCCCAGGAAGCGAUGAACGUUCAAGGGGAGUUUAAAGCUUGCGGCAACAUCGGGGAUAUCUAUGUUACGUUAGGAAACACCAAUCAAGGAAUCCGAUUUUUCCAGGAACAACUGCAAGUCGCGAAAAAGGCGCAAGACACUUCGCUUGAGAGUGACGCUUAUGGCGCGUUAGGUAGCGCGUACAAGACUGCGGGCGAGUUUGAAAAGGCGUUGUCGUGUUUCAAGACGGAAUUGGAUUUGAGAAGGAGUGAAAAAGACACUCUAGGCGUUUGCAAGGCGUUGAGUAAUCUUGGAGGUGUUUACACGAGCAUGCAGAAGUACAACGAUGCUUACAAUUGUUACUCUGAACAACUCGGCCUCGCUAUUGAACUAGACGAUUGCGUUUUGCAAGCGCAGGCUUACGGCAAUCUAGGUAUCACUAAAAUGAACUGUGAGGACUAUCAGGAUGCAUUGGGCUUUUUCGAACAGCAGAUCGCAACGUUAGAACAAGUGGCUAGUGCAGUGCUGGAAAGGGGUCAAGCAUACGGGAACUUAGGCGAAUGUUAUCACCUGUUGGGUGAUCACGAAGAGGCCGUUAAAUGCUAUGAGAAAUACUUAGCCGCUGGACAGCAGCUGGAUAGUGUGAUUGACCAGGACAAAGCAUAUCGCGGGCUUGGAAACGCACACAGAACCAUGGGAAAUCUCCAACAAGCUCUAGUAUGUUUUGAGAAGAGGCUGGUCGUAGCGCACGAGCUUACUGAUUUCCGCUCGAAGGGAACUGCGUAUUGCGAGCUCGGAAAUAUGCACAAGGUACUGGGUAACUACGAACAAGCCCUGGCUUGCUUUGAGCAGCAGCUUUCCUUAGCAAGGGAUUGUAAUGAUCCAGUUAAUGAAGGUGAUGCUUUGUGUGGCCUGGGACUGGUAAAUCAGAAGAUGGGCGACUACGAGAAAGCGCUCAAGCUCCACGAAGAAGAAAUAGCAAUCGCUGAUAAACUGAAAAAUGCGGGCCGGCGUGGCCGAGCUUCGUUUCAUCUCGGAGUGACGCAUGAGAUUCUCGGAAAUUAUGAACGGGCAGUAGUCUUUCAAGAACAACAUCUCAACAUCGCCUCACAAAUGAACGAUGAGGCCGCCAAAGCGCAGGCCUACAGUUCAUUGGGAAGAACGCACCACGAGCUUGGCAACUAUUCCCAAGCCAUCGCUUACCUCAAGCAGGGCCUCGUUAUCGUGCAGACUCUUGGAAGGACUGAGGAUGAGGCGCGAAUACGUCAUCGGUUGGGUUUGUCGCACCUGGCUGAUAAUCAGCUGGAGGCAUCGCAGGGUCAUCUCUUCUAUGCUGCGGAAUUAUUGGAAAAGCUUCGUGAGGAAGGUAUUCACAGUGGCGAAUAUAAGCUUUCCUUGUACGAACUACAGGCAGCGACCUAUCAGGUUUUACAGCGUGUUCUAGUGACAAUGGGCAACCACCAAGACGCUUUAGCAGUCGCUGAGCGCAGUCGGACACGAGACUUUAUCGAUUUACUCCAGGAGCGACAAGGAAGUAAUCGAUCAGCGAACGGCAUAUCAAAGUUUUUGGAAAAUCCUUUGACCACACCAGAACAGAUUGCGGAUUUCGUGAGAAGCCAAAGAGCGACUGUAUUGUACUAUUCCAUUGCCGCUGGACACUUGUACAGUUGGCUUAUCACCCCAAGAAAAGGCAUUGUCAAGUUCCAUGAUUCGCUUCUGUCGGAUGGAGACCAUGAUAAUGAAAUCACAGUGGAUUUGGAUCAGAGUAGCAGUGCUGCGUACUCACACACCUCCACUCUAUUGGACUCUUACAUUACUCAAGUCAGAGAGGCCCUGGGGGUUGAACCACAUUUGAAUUUGACCCGUGCAACCAGCAUAUCUGAGAGUGAAGCGGAAGACGCCUGGGAACGUGAGAGUCUACUCAGCGCUGGAACAAGCCCACUGUCCUACAUGUCAGCGGAUGACGACACUAUCAGCGUGUCGUCACUGUCGCUUGGGCAGGCAAGUUUUCGCUCGACUCCGAGAAGCAACGGUUUGUCAAAAAAGAAUGUGCGAAAGUUAAACGGUGUACGAACGAGUAGCAAGAAACUUGGCUGGACUGGUAAGCCUCCCCUUCGAGCUUUGUACGAGCUGUUAAUUGCGCCCAUGGAAGACGCAUUGCCGGCCUCUUCAUAUUUCGAUGGAGACGAUUCCGAGCUUGCUUUAGUUCUUCAGGGGGACCUAUACCUUGUCCCAUUCCCUGUGUUAAAGGGAAGUCUUUCCAAGGAGUAUCUGUUCCGACGAUUUCGUCUAAUCGUUGUUCCUUCACUACAGUCUCUUGCUAUUAACAGCAAAGCUCUGAUGUCAAGGAAGACGGGUCUGGAUACAACUUCAGUUAUGGUGAUCGGAAACCCGAAGGUCCCUGCAACUUUUGGUCAGUGGGAGUCGAACCCGAGCGCCGAGCACGAAGCUAAGAUCGUGGCCGAACUUUUCAGCACUAAACCUUUGAUUGGCAAUAUCGCAACGAAGAGUGAAGUUGUCCGGAAAUUACCUAAGGCGGAGUGCGUGCAUUUUGCCACCCAUGUCUCAUGGAAGCUAUCUUCCCUUAUUCUAGCUCCUCAGAAUUCCGAUGAUAAAUUCGCAUCCCCAGCAGGAUCACCUGAGAGGGCAAGUCUGGACUUUCUCGGUGACAUGAGCCCUGAUGAAGCACCUGCUCUAUCCGAGUUUCUUCUUACAGCAUCCGACAUCUUGGACCAGAAAUUAUCUGCUAAGCUCGUAGUUAUUGGCGCUGCUCACAACCAUUCAUCGCGUAAUCGUAUAACCUCGGAUGGAGUGAUCGGACUGACGAGGUCGUUUUUGUCGGCGGGUGCACAGUGUGUUUUGGUAUCCCUGUGGCCUGUACCUGAUCUGGCGUGCAAAUUGUUACUCAAGGCGUUUUACGGAGGGCUUCUGCAGGGAAUGCUAGCUAGUCAAGCCCUCUGCCAAGCCAUGCAAGUUGUCCAGGGAACCAAACAGUUUUCCCACCCAUCCAACUGGGCGGGGUUUAUUCUGGUUGGUGGUGACAGCGCUCUUACAAACAAGGAAGCUUUGAUGAGUAGCGCCAUCUCUCAACUGUUGAACAACCCUGGGAAUUGCAGAGACGCUCUCAAGGUCCUCGUGCAUCUGGUAAGAUAUAGUAUGCAGUCUAGUGAUUUUGCGUAAAUUGAUUAACUCUCAACCUGUAUAGUGGGCAGUUAGAAGGGAAAGAGGUGAGAAAAAGAGAGAAUGUUCACCCGUCCACCAACGUGCAGGAAGAAACCUUGACACGCAAAACACGAGAAAAUUGCUUUUUUUUCUCCCUUUCGUUUUUGGUGGCUUUCACGGAGCAAUUUCUCGUACUUUAAAGGCGAACAGGUGCGUCUGCUUUGUCUAAGUUUUUGUUCAUAUUUUUUUGUUGAUAAAGCCUUGACUCAAUUAUUAUCUUUCACCUUUAUUGUAUUUGUGCCAUUAGAGUUCAAAAGUAUACUUCGUGCAAAUUCAUGUUUUUAGGUCGACAAAGCUCAACAACGCAUUCGUCAAGGACAGCGGUCGUCCAUGUACACAGCAGACGCUAGUAUCAACGCUAAAGUCAAAGGAGCCAGUGGAUGGCGUGAGCUGCUUAAACUCCUUGGUUUCCGGUUUCAGAAGGCAUCCAAUGGAAUUCCAGACUCAGUUUUCUUUCCGUCUGUCGCCAGUGGAGUAGGAGAUAAGCUGGCUGAUGCCAGUAAUCAUCUGCAUGCCUUAUUGGGUAAGGAGGGCUUAUUAACAGAGGGGCUUAUAUCCGAGGGGGGCUUAUAACGGGAAAUAUGCUGUAAACUGCCGCUUAUAACCCCUGGGCUUAUACAUCUUCGUAAGGGGUUUUAGGAGGGCUUAUUAACAGAGGGGCUUAUAUCCGACGGGGGCUUAUAACGGGAAAUAUGCUGUAAACUGUUGCUUAUAAGCCCUGGGUUGUACAUCUUCGUAAGGGGUUUUAGGAGGGCUUAUAUCCGAGGGGGCUAAUAAUGACCGGAAUAGAAAAAGCGCUUCGAAACAAGCUUCAGUCUAACCUCUCCUUACGGACACCUCUAUAAUACGGACACCUCUCUAUUACGGACAGUUCGUUUGGUCCCAGAAAUGCAAAAAUCAUACAUUCCCUACCUCUAUAAUACGGACACCUCUGUAAAGCAGACACUUGGUUCUGUCCCUUUGGUGUCCGUAUUAAAGAGGUUUGACUGUAUAGCAGUGCUGAUCACAAUACGUUUUGUAUUUUGCACUAAACUUAACCCUAAGCUUCAAAACGUCAACGCAACGGCCACCUUAGGGACAGAAGAAAGUAGCCAUUGUAAAGAUGUUUCAAACGAGAAUCAAUGUAUGGACUGUCCACCAAAAAAGGGGUCGUUGUAGAGAGGUGGCCAUUAGUAGAGGUUCGACUGUAAAUCAAAUUCAUUGCAAGGGUGGCUUAUAUCCGGGGGGGACUUGUCAUCAGAUGUAUUUUUUUUGUAUUUACAGUUAGAUGGGCCGACAACUAGGGGGAGAGGGAGGGGGUUAUAGGCGUCAGUUUACGGUAUAAGGAUUUGUUAGAAUGGGUGUUAGAUUGUGAUCUCUCGAUCCUCGGGGUGUCUUGAUAAGCUGACAGCUGUUCACCAACGGGAGGUGGAUGUUUCGUUUACCCUUGAUACUAUUCAUGUUACAAUCCCCCAAACGCUUUUUUAAUAAAUUGAAAAGCUAGGUAAAAUAACUGAAAGCGAUGUCCGAGUCCUAUCACAAGACUGUUUAGGUAACGUUCCUAUAACGUGUAUAUAUAGUCGUGAUUUCGUAAGAAUAGCAAAGAAGGUGUUGUCGUAAGAGUGAUUAUUGAAAAUUCUGCUUGUAAUUUUCGGAUUAUCUUAGCGAUCAGAAAUUCAUGUUUUCCUGAAUGUGCAUCGAGGCUUCCGAAAUUGUUUUGGACUUUGUUUUGAAGCUUUCUACAAGAUUUGUCGUCAGCUACAGGGUCCUUGUAGUUAAAGCCAUAAAAAUGAUGAACAUUGAUGUGCGUGCAACUCAACAAGUAAAUCAAGCACUAAAUUUUACCACUUGUUUGGGACUCGUCGUUUUGUCUCGCCAUUGGGUACCUUGUUAGUUAUUUUGUUUAUUUAUUUAUUUAUUUAUUUUGUAAUCGUUUGUAAUCCGUUAAUCAGUUUAAUUUUAUUGCUUUCAUCCAAAACAAAUAAAGUGGAAAGCUGUUUAUCUCAUCAGAUUUAUUAUCAAAGUACUUUUUCCGACGUUUUAGUCAUUGGAAUUGUCUGGUUUUUUUUAUCUUGGAUGGGUGAGCACAAACUUUGGUCAGUCUGAAAGAUUAAGAAGUUUGAAUUAAUUUGUUGAUAAGUUGCUGCACUGGAGUAAAACAAAUACAACGGCAACUUCGUCUUGAUUGCGGCACUUGAAAGGUGGAGUUGAUAAGAUUAAGAUUCCCAAAUGACGGUAUUAUCCACUUUUUUGAGUCGGAUUUUUUUCUUAGUGAGCAGUCUAGACUGAAGAAGGAAAACAGCGGUCUAAUCUUAUAGAAAUCUGAUAAACAUCAGUGAGAAGAUGCCUUACUAAUUAUAGCGUCGACCAUAACAGUGAAAAGUACUUUCUUUGACCGGUUUAUGAGUUAUGAAAAUUAGCUUUAACAAGUUGUUUUAAGAUGUUUAAGACUCAAGCUUGUUUCCUUGAAAAUGAAAGCCUCGUAUUUAGGUAAAACCGUAGUGAAUCCGGUCCGUGAUUGUAACAGUUUGGUUGAUUCCUAUGUCAAGCAGUUGGUUAUUAUUAAGCUAUCAGGAUUUGUAGUCACCGAAGGGGGCGUUGAAUGCGGGUAGAGAGGGGUGGGGGAGGAACGGAAAGAGGGAGGGAGACUGGAAAUAGACAGAAAAAGGGAGCUCCAUCUCCUCUUUUCAGUGAUUUUGUUACAAGAAGUUAUGCUGAGUCCUGGGACUCAUCUUGUGAAAAAUCAUGAGUCCCAGUCCAGAGCGAUUGAGUCCCAGCUCAAAAACACGAGCACCCGCGGUCUUAUGAGUCUUUUUUAUUGGCACAACCAAGUGAAACACUAUUAAAAUAUAGAGCUGGUCUGUCUUCUGUUGGUUAGUUGUCUGUUACCAUUCUUUAAGAUAGUCAACUGGUGCUAAGGAUGUUCAUUCUUUUUUUACUUCAGGUCUCAGUCCUACAACUCUUCAAGCUCUGGCCAAACUCGUCAACGCGCGUACCGUUAAUACUGCACUUGUAUCGCUGGUAAGCCUGCGCAAUAUUUACAUAACAAGUUCACUCAGUAAUCCUCACUCAGUUAACUGAACCAGUUUAUUGAGACCCCGAGAACGAUACCCCUUUGCAUGAAAGAAUUAACAAAAUAACGUGUUUCUUCUUCUUCUUUUUUCCUUACAGUUCAGUCAGGUUCUGUCCUGUUUCACUCAAGGAAUGAACAAUGUACAGGUUCCUUUGAAUCUCAAGUUAUGGCGCACAGUGGGCUGUCACGAGCUACUUGCAUCUCUUGGCUUUGAUCUGAUCGGUGUUGGAAAAGAAGAGGUCAUGUUAAGAUCAGGCAAAGCCAACAGCAGGCGUGCUAUACAGUGCACAGUACAGGCCCUCUGUGCUCUCACGGGUGAGUGUGUUACAUCUCAUAUUUGACUUCAGGUUAAUUUUGUUUCCUAGCGCUAUGAGACAAAGGAAAUUGAGAAUCAAUUGAGAUUAAAAAAUUUUAACUUGAAAUCAAAUUUGACUUAAAACAAGUAUACUUGUACAGGGAAGAUAUGUACCUCAGGAAAUCUAUCAGGAAACCAUUGACUUAAUUGCGAAGAGUUAACUUCAACUGAGUGACUUUUCGUACGAUUUAAUAAGUCGGGUAGACCUGAGGAUUGAAAUGCAGUUUUUCGUUCGAUCUUCUUGUCUUUUCAGAGGGGAAAGUUUGAGACGGGAAACUUGCCUUUAAUCGGAUUCAUAUUACCCGAGCUUUUAGUCAUGAAUUUCGGUUAGAAGACGGUUUCCCGUCUAUAAAUACAAAAUUGCUAAAUGAACAUCCCCCUCCGCAGAAAAGUACUAUUGUUAGCUUUACUGAUACACAGCUGACUGAACUGCGUCAGUGGUCAAAAGUUCGGUUCAUCUUGACUUACGGGGCAAGCAUUCACUUACCCAAAUGUUGAACAACCUACAAUGUAGUACAUAGUACAACACCUCAUCUACUAUAGUUGUCACUUGAAUGAUGUUACUGAAGAAUUUUAUCCACUGGGUCAAAAUUAGAAUUACUUUGUCUCUCAUGAGAAAUGGAAUCACGGCAAAUGUCGCGUGGAGCUUUAUACUAGCUUUCACUUGAAUGGUCUUAUUUUUAGGGUGUUAUCCACAGUCUCUAGAAGUUCCUUAGUAGAGUAGGCUUGUAGUUAACAUCUGUACGAAUUGGCACUUUAAAUUUUUUCAACAAGUUAAGAGAAGAAUGGGUUUUUUGUUUGACGUGAACUCAUCGACUUCUUUUUUGUUGCAGAUUCAGAGAAUCCAGCCGAAAAGGAGGACCCGACAUUUAAACUUGCCAAAGUUCAUUCCGCUUCCACUGUAAUCUCCAACUUGUCCCUUAUUUCAGCCUCAAUCGAAUCCGAUCUUGAUUCUAAAGUUGGCGGUUCAAAUCCUGACAUCUCUAGUAUAGGGGGCUCAAGCAUGAGGGCUAAAAGCAGCAUCAUCGCAAGGCCCGUUAAAUCUGAAGCCCAACCGUCAAACUACUCCAGCCGCCCAGUGGCAACUGCGGAACCCGAGCGAAGAAAUAUGCGAGCCCUUUCUAAGUCACAAGUACUGCCUGUAAAUUCAAAGAAACACUCAGAAUCUGUACAUAAGUACGCGAGCUUCAAUGGCGAUAUUCCUAGUAACAAGAGACAGCCUUCGUCGUCUUCGGUUACCGAUCAUUCUCGGACCUCUUCGAUCCCCGAUCCGUCGGACUCUGAUAUUGAUAGUUACUCGGAUAUUGUCGGUCAACAGUCGUGGAAGGACACUGUAAUUAGUAAUAAAGGUGUUGAUCUUUCCGGGGAGAGCUCUCAGCGCAACACUAAACAGAGAGUUGCAAAUGUUGUACCUACCUCGUGGGCAUCAAGUUCGGCCAAUCCUGCGGGCAGCGUGAUUUCUUUCGGUGGACAACAGCGUAGAGUCAUUGAAGAUCAGGCAAGAACUACAAAACAGAACUCGAAAAGUUACGAUUCUCUGACUAACGGAACUAGACAGUCUGCACCCAAUGUUUAUGCUGUCAGUGGGAAGGAAUCGCCUCGCGAGAAUGGCACGUUUCGUGGGCGGGCCCAGAGGAGAACCAGAAGUGAGAGCCAAGACCUUGUCCUCCAAAAUGGUCCUCGGGCAACUGCGUAUGGUCGGUCCAAGUCCAUAACGAGACAAAGGGGGAAUGGGUCGAGCGACGAGGAGGAAUCAGAGCAACCAAGAAAUACAAGAUGGAAAGGCAGUGCUACCGACUUGAGAGCGAAUCGUGUUAUAAUUGGAGCUUAUAGAACUAAUCAACCAGAACUCUUAAGAGUCUCGAGUGUGGAUUCGCCUGCUGAGGCCCAGAAGGCUUCAGGUAAUAGAAUUACACCUACGCGAAACGGUGAAUUUAGGUCAAAUCACGCUGAUCAACUUGCAGCAGAAAUGCAACAAGGGAGGAAAAAUUCUCUGAGUGGGAGAAAGCAGUCGUUCCCGAAGUUUCGCGACGAUUCCCAGUCGUCUCAAGAUAGCACGGACUACGAGUCACGACAAACUGCGGCGGAGCAAGCAGCGGUUGCCCUAAUGACCAAUCAGGCGACUCGUGUGCCGACGCAGUCACUGAAUGACGCACGUCAUUCCCAGCGGCCGGUUGAGAUGGUAUCCAUGGGAACAGAGAAUAGAAAACUUAGGAGGGAGCAUCUUGCUAAUCUAGCUCAUCUCCAGUCCUCGUCCUGUUAGCACGGCCUGGUGAGUGUAAUUUUUUUUCUCAGUUUCCUUUCAUUUCUAAAUACCUCAAUGUAAGACCAAGGAUCGGGUUGUAUACAGUCAACUCUCUCUUAACGGACACCUCUCUAAGACGGACACCCGGUGUUGGUCCCUGCCGAUUUUCAGUCAUUUUACCGUAACUAUUCUCUCUAUUAGACGGACACCUCGCUAAGACGGACACCUGGUGUUGAUCCCCGCCGUUUUUCAGUCAUUUUACUGUAACUAUUCUCUCUAUUAGACGGACACCUCUCUAAGACAGACACCUGGUGUUGGUCCUUGCCGAUUUUCGGUCAUUUUACUGUAACUAUUCUCACUAUAAGACGGACACUCGUCUAAGACAGACACCUGGUGUUGGUCCUUGCCGAUUUUCGGUCAUUUUACUGUAACUAUUCUCACUAUAAGAUGGACACCUCUCUAAGACGGACAACGGACACUUUUGAAACCGUCAACUGACACUUGAGAAGUGCUUUAUGCAGUGAAAAAUACCUCAAAAAGGAAAUGUGAGGUGCUCUACAUGACAGAAAAUUGCAAAAGUUUGAUUAUUUUGUAUUCCUGCUCCAUUUCGCAGAGUAUACACUGUUACGCUUUUAGACCAAGAAGCCGUGAACAGUUGCUUUAUGAAUGAACGGUUGAUUUCACGAUGAGAAAAUGAUUCCACUUUGCUGCUAGAAUAUUCAAGUUUUACCUGUUUUGUACAAGUUAAACAGAUGUCUUUUCAUUACGAAUGGGUUGAGCGUUAGUUUCUUAAAAUUGCUUGCGUCAUGUUACCUUGACUCUCUAUAAGCCGAAACCUUUCUAAGACGGACAGUCAGGGCCGGUCCGGAAGGUGUCUUAGUCUUAGAGAGACUUGACCGUAUGUAUCAGUGCAGUGACUUGAAGAGUUUGAGUCACGUUUAUUGUGAAUUUGGCAAAGAUUCAGAACGAAACCUCCACUCGGACAAAGCCUUCAUAACAGAUUUCUUUAGUAGCUUCUGUGAGUAUGUGUCUAGAAUUUUAAGAUGCACAUUCUGAGAAAAGUGAUUGAAAGAACUACAGCAUCCCUUUUAAUAGCAAAAAGUAAACUGGUUUCUAAAUUACAAGCACAUAAAACUGAAAGCAAGCGUAACAUCUUCUCUAUAUUUAUUUUGCAGAUGUUUUGAACCCACUUGGCUGGCGUAUUUUGAUUCGGCAGAGACUGAAUUUUAAGCCUUGCGUGUUUUUAGAAUGAAUACAAAAUAUUUUUGUACCUAUGGACCACAUUGGUUCCUUGGCAGAAGUACUUUAGGAAAAAUAAUAAUUAUCUUGAAGGAAUUCGUUCAAUAUUUUUCUUAAAAAAGGACUCGCUAGUACGUCGAGUUUACUUUUUUAUCAGCCUUGGCUGAUAGAUGGUGAACUGAAUUACAGACCUCUACCCGGAGUAGUCUCUCAUUUUCCCCAUGGUACGAAGCGAAAACCGCGAGUACGCGUGAGGAACAUGAGACGCGAUGUUUGCGCGUUCUCGCGUAUUUCGCUAGCUAUAAUCUCCCUGAGGAAAAUGGAGAACUACUCUUAGUCUAAGAAAUUCUCAGCGUUUAUGAUGUUUAACCCUUUCACUGCUUGGACAGACUAAAAUCUAAAUAUUAUAGCUAAGGGGCUUCUGUUGGCUUUAAAGUGAGUAGAAGCAGCUUCAAGGCCCAAUAAGUGGAUCCUUAGGAAAGUGCUACUACGUACAGCUUUUAUUUGAAAUCAGUCAAGGGUAUAGGUCGGCUACUGGUCAUAGGGCAGCGUUAUUCACAGACCUGCAAGUUAGAAAUCAGAUUAUUCAACAUGCAAACCAGCAACACCAGUGCUAAAUUUACUCUUAUACCAAAUGCCACUUUUAAGAACUUUGCCCAGGCUUAAAAGAAUGGUGUAAUUAAGAUCACAUUUUAUUACUUUUUUAACUACCGUACUUAAAAUAUGAACCACACCAUACAACGACGUCAACAUGGCCAUAUAUAAAGAAGUACCAUUCAUUGACUUUAAUAUGAAGUGUUUGUGACCACUUUAAGACACUCUGUUACCUAAACGGCUCAACGUGUAUUGCAGUGAAAGGGUUAAUUUUCCGUUCGAUCAAAUUCUUGAAAACUCACCUUAAUGAGCGCGAAUUUCUGGGAGAUUUUUCAGUUGUGAUAUCUUUCAUUGUGUCUGGCUUCUUCUUGAUAGACCUGGCUGUCUUUUUCACUAUCAAUCAUAGUCGUUCGUGUUAGGUAUGUGUACUAAAAAAGAGUUUAACAUCGUUCCAUUCUGACAAUUUAUGACACUUUCCUAGUGAAAUACGUUCUUUGCGGAAUUAUGCUUGCUUGCAGCCAUCUGGGUUUGCAACGAGAAUUAUUUGUGAAUAUUCGACUUACAAGUUAAAAGACAGUCAACUUCCAUGUGCUAUCCUUUGUCUAUGUUCUGUUGCAACUUAGGGUGCUUACUAGCCUGCGAGCAAGCUCUCUAUUUUGGGGA
Molecule: messenger RNA, 14488 nt
Organism: Porites evermanni
Lineage: Eukaryota; Metazoa; Cnidaria; Anthozoa; Scleractinia; Poritidae
Source: the annotation of a GenBank genome assembly